AUGCCUAGACCUCGGAAGCGUAGGAGAUGUAUGGUUGAGGGACAGCCUGAGGCCGAAAGUGGGACAGAGGGCCAUAUAAGUAUUGCAGUUCCAACAGAAGAAGAUUCCUCCUCAUCCUCUUCUACUUAUUCCUCCUCUUUCCCUUCUUCCUUCUCUUCUACCUCUUCUUCCUAUGAUCUAUCAUCAGGCAACUCAGAAGAGGACUGUGAUGCUCCUAGAGCAUCAAGUUCGUCUCAUGGUCCUCUAGGAGCUUGCUCCUCCUGCACUGCUAUGGUUUCCUCUCCAUGUAGCCAGGUCAGUGCAGACUCUGAAGGUGAGGAGGGUCCAGGCCCCUCACAGGCCCUGCAAUGUGGUGCUUCAUUGUCUACAAGUGAGAUAGAUGUCAAAGUAGAUGAGUUGGUAAAAUAUCUGCUCUUUAAGUAUCUUAUGAAGGAGCCAGUAAGCAAGGCAGAAAUCCUGAGUAAUAUCAUUAGAGAAUAUCAGGACCACUUUGCUGUUAUAUUUAGAGAAGCCUCAGAGUGCAUGCAAUUAGUCUUUGGCCUUGAAUUAAAGGAAAUAGAUCCUGCUGGGCAUACCUAUAUCCUUACCAUAGCCCUAGAGCUCACUUAUGAUGGAAUGUUGACUGAUGUUCAGGGCAUACCAAAAACAGGCCUCCUGAUCAUGAUACUGAGCAUAAUAUUCAUGGAAGGCAACUGUAUCAGUGAGGACAUGGUAUGGGGUAUAUUGAAUAACAUAGGCUUAUAUGCUGGGGCUGAACACUUUAUAUAUGGAGAACCCAGAAAACUUAUCACUGAUGAUUUUGUACAGGAAGGGUACUUGGAGUACAGACAGGUGCCUGGCAGCCACCCUCCUUCCUAUGAGUUCCUCUGGGGCCCAAGAGCCUUUGCUGAAACUACCAAGAUGAAAAUCUUGACCUUUUUGACCAGCAUCAAUGGGAGCGAUCCCAGAUCAUACCCAAUGUGGUAUGCAGAGGCUUUGAGAGAGGAACAGCAGGAAUAGGCUAGAAAAACCUGGCCCUUGAUACUACUGCUCUUAGCAGCACACAUUAUAGUGCAUUUACAGUUCCCAAUUCAGAUAAAGUAACGUAGACUCAGUGAUCUAAGCAGCGGACCCUCAAUCUAGAUCUGGUGGGAGGAGAGUGUGAGCCACACCACUCUCGCUCAUCUGUUUGAGUGACUCAGGGAUUUUUCCUCUUAGUAUUCUAAAAUGUUGCUACAUUUUCUAGAAGGCUCAUUAGGCUGAAUUUUAAGCUUCCAGUUUGUAUUAGUCAUGCACUUACUGCUGUUUAUCCAUGUUGAAAAAGCAUUGCUGUUUUGUAAAACAAGUUGGGAUGUUUUCCAUCUGAUCUGCAAGACACCACAGGGUUGGGAUUAGUAUUUUCUGGGUUAUGGGGAAGAACUGGAUAAACAGAAUAAAA
Molecule: messenger RNA, 1417 nt
Organism: Mastomys coucha (southern multimammate mouse)
Lineage: Eukaryota; Metazoa; Chordata; Mammalia; Rodentia; Muridae
Product: melanoma-associated antigen 10-like
Exons: 1
Coding region: 1-999 (332 amino acids)
Biological process (GO): negative regulation of transcription by RNA polymerase II
Cellular component (GO): nucleus
Source: RefSeq, a predicted model, not a curated record